Molecule: messenger RNA, 597 nt
Organism: Asparagus officinalis (garden asparagus)
Lineage: Eukaryota; Viridiplantae; Streptophyta; Magnoliopsida; Asparagales; Asparagaceae
Product: auxin efflux carrier component 5-like
Exons: 4
Coding region: 1-597 (198 amino acids)
Biological process (GO): auxin export across the plasma membrane; auxin polar transport
Cellular component (GO): endoplasmic reticulum; plasma membrane
Molecular function (GO): auxin efflux transmembrane transporter activity
Source: RefSeq, a predicted model, not a curated record
AUGGGGAUCAGGUUACCGCCCAGGAGGGCAAAGGAGGCAGAGUUGGGGGGUGAUGGGACUCUGGUGCUGGUGUCGGUGAAUGUUACAAGGAGGAAGAGGAGGUUGAAGCUGGAUGGGAUUGUGAGGACAGUUAUCACUCUGGGUUGUAACAGAUGGGGAACACAGAAGCCUGCUAUACUGGAGAAUUCAGUGACAAUGUUAUCAAAUGCUGAAUUGCGAAUGGCUAUGUUUAGUUUAGGAUUGUUCAUGGCUUUGCAACCAAGGAUAACCUGUGGAAAGAAACAUGCAACAAUUGGAACGUUGAUAAGGUUCAUUACUGGUCCUGCUGUAAUAGCAUUAGCUUCUGUAGCAGUCGUCAUUAGAGGCAAACCAAUCAGAGUCUCUAUAGUUCAGAUGCUAUUCACCAUAGCUAGAGGUUCGCAAUCUAAAAAACCCCCUAAAGCAUACAUGGCACAAAAACAAGAACACACAGUUCUUCUUCUAGAUAUAGGAGCUCAUGUAGAUCCUCUGGACAGAGACAUUUCCACUUCAAGAAUCACAUUGGUUCCUGAUCUUCUAUUUCCCCACUCGAGUUUCACUAACUUGACCGUCGUGUAG